Saccostrea cuccullata (small rock oyster) is the source of this 823-nucleotide messenger RNA. RefSeq lists its product as uncharacterized. The record is from RefSeq and is a predicted model, not a curated record. Lineage: Eukaryota; Metazoa; Mollusca; Bivalvia; Ostreida; Ostreidae. The transcript is spliced from 3 exons. Bases 3 to 794 code for a protein of 263 amino acids.
UCAUGAAAAGGGGAUCCAAGCAGCUCUCCACAUCUGAUUCUAACUUGUCUCGAGUCGUGACAAAGGUUCGUUGGAUUGUAGAAGCAACAAAUGGGCGACUGAAACAGUGGCAGUAUUUAGCUAAAACGUUACCAAACUCGCAAAUCCCAUUUAUUGGUGACUAUGUGAGAAUUGUGGCGGCACUGUGCAAUAAGUACAGGCCACCACUUAGUGUGUCAUCCGAUGAGGACAAACAACUUGCUGCAAAAAUGCUUCACCUUUCAGAAAGAGUCAACACAUUACAAGAACGCGUGGAAACUGAGGGACUUGACAGAAGAGGGAUGCGUUGGACUAAAGUUGAUGCAGAGAAUGUUGCCCCAGAUUUCCCAUGCUAUGAAGAGACUGAAUUGCGCCAACUUACUCUUGGAGUAUAUCAACUUCGCAUGGCCCAUUCCUAUGCUAAAGAGCACAUUGAUGAAGAUGGUGGAUUUGAAAUCUGCAUUAGUGAUGACAUUCCUGGGUUAGUUAGUGCUAAGAUUCAAAGCAGACAUAUAGCUGCUAAACAGUACAGAUGCUGGGUUAGUUUCAGUGAUGGAGUGGUGGAUGGGUGGUACUGCAAAUGUAAAGCUGGGACUAGAGUUGUUGGAAUGUGUGGUCAUGUAACCAGUAUUGUAUGGUACCUCUCUUUCGGGCGUCAUCAGGAGUUGGUGAAAGGGGUUCGUAACUGGACUACAACACUGGAGGACGCCUCUGACAUCCAGGACAUUAUAGAUGAAUCGGAUAGUGAUGGUGAUGACAAUGGUUUGGAAGAGUGAUAGAAAACGAGGAAGCAUUACAGAUAGAA